GAAACCCCACCCCCGUUUCGACCGCAGCUCGAAAGCGCAGGAGCUCUACUUCCUCGUCGGCGUCCUCCUCCCCUCCAUCUACCCUACUAGCCCGGAGCGGAGAUCCAUCCGGGCGCGCGAGUCCUUCUUCUCUGGUGGAAACCUAGGUAGAUAUACAGCAGGUGACAAGAAAUGGCAGCAUUCCUCAGGUCAAAGUGUUCGUCAGUUGGCCGUACUUUGAUGGGAAGCCUUGGAAACAAUAUGUAUGGGGGUGUUAACAGCUCUAUUGAAGCAGUGACUAGACCAUCUCGUUCUGAUGCUGUCUGCCAGCAAAUCAGAACAUUCAUCCAGAUGAGAACAAACCUCAAGGUGGUAGACAAUUCUGGAGCCAAGCGGGUUAUGUGCAUACAGUCCCUUAGGGGGAAGAAAGGAGCAAGGCUUGGGGACAUGAUCAUCGGUUCUGUCAAGGAAGCGCAACCUCGCGGUAAGGUCAAGAAAGGAGAUGUGGUAUAUGGAGUGGUUGUCCGUGCUGCCAUGAAAAAGGGGCGCAGCGAUGGCAGCGAGGUCCAGUUCGACGACAAUGCGAUUGUCAUCGUGAACAACAAGGGGGAACUGAUUGGCACACGCGUCUUUGGUCCUGUUCCGCAUGAGCUCAGGAAGAAGAAGCAUCUGAAGAUCCUUGCAUUGGCUGAGCACAUAGUUUGAGGAAUCUAUAUGCUUAGUUAUAUCUAUCUCCCUGUUAGUUCUGCAGAAUGAAAUGGAAAUCUCCAAGAUUGUCCAUGGGUUGUUUUGGUAGUCUCUUGCUGUUAGUGUAUUUUACCUUUCUUUGGUUAUUUCUGUUUGCAAUAAUCUGUACUCUAAAAGGAGAAUCUGCACCGAUUGAACUGUAGUGAAUCACCUACAAACUAGACGAGGACUUGUACCGUGUGUCCACAUUAUAAUCACCUGCAAACUAGACGAGGUCUUGCACGUCUUUGUUUGCAAUAAUCUCGACUCUAAAGGGAGAAUGUACACCGAUUGAGCUGUAGUGAAUUGUUUACAAAA
Lolium rigidum is the source of this 1023-nucleotide messenger RNA. RefSeq names its product 50S ribosomal protein HLP, mitochondrial-like. The record is from RefSeq and is a predicted model, not a curated record. Bases 172 to 684 code for a protein of 170 amino acids. Gene Ontology annotation, biological process: translation. The transcript is spliced from 4 exons. Gene Ontology annotation, cellular component: ribosome; mitochondrial large ribosomal subunit. NCBI's taxonomy places the organism in Eukaryota, Viridiplantae, Streptophyta, Magnoliopsida, Poales, Poaceae. Gene Ontology annotation, molecular function: large ribosomal subunit rRNA binding; structural constituent of ribosome.